This is a messenger RNA of Colletotrichum gloeosporioides, 1551 nucleotides long. RefSeq names its product Multifunctional cytochrome P450 monooxygenase. Gene Ontology annotation, molecular function: heme binding; iron ion binding; oxidoreductase activity, acting on paired donors, with incorporation or reduction of molecular oxygen. Lineage: Eukaryota; Fungi; Ascomycota; Sordariomycetes; Glomerellales; Glomerellaceae. The record is from RefSeq and is a predicted model, not a curated record. The transcript has a single exon. The coding region runs from base 1 to 1551 and encodes 516 amino acids.
AUGGCUCUGAUCCAACUCGUCACCGUGCACAGCACGCGCCUCUUUGCGAUCCUCCUCAUCGCGGCUGCGGCUCUAGCUCUGCAUAAGCUUAUUACCCGGCGCGGCUCCGCAAAACGCCGGAACCUCCGGCUACCACCGGGCCCACCCGGCGAACCGAUCCUAGGCCACCUCCGCGUCAUACCGACCGACAAUCCGGAGUAUGCUUACGCCGCUUGGUCGAAGGAGUACAACUCUGAUGUGUUGUACUUCAACGUGCUGGGACAGGAUGUUGUUGUGCUCAACUCGGUCAAGGCAGCUGUCGACCUGCUCGACAAGCGCGGCGCGAACUACUGUGACCGCCCCCGCUUUGUGUUAUUCGAGGAGAUGGGAUGGAAGAAAACGUUAACAUUCCUGCGAUGGGGCCCCGAGUUCCGCAUGCACAGGAAGAUUCUUCAAAGGAGCUUUCAAAAAUCAAAUAUUCAGGUUUACCAAGACUUGCAGGAGAGAGAGGCCAAAACCCUGGUUGAGGGAAUCCUGAAGCAACCCGAGGCUUGGGAAACGGCGUUGAGGAGGUUCGCCACUGCCAUUGUCAUGAACAUUGGUUUUGGGGUCGAGGUUACAAGCGACAAUGACCCAUACAUUCAAAUGGCCAUCGAUGCAUCCUACGCUCUCGGCCACGGAGGGGCGCCAGCUGGCACUUUGGUUGAUUUCUUUCCAUUCAUAAAGCACCUCCCAGACUGGCUUAUCAGAGAUCGCUCUCUCAAGUUUGCCCGGGACUGGAGGUGGGCCAUCCGGCGGAUUCACGACGCACCAUAUGCCGCUGUCACAGCACAAAAGUCCCCCGAGCACAGUCUGAUCAAGAUAUUGCUCGACCAGAGAGAGACACAGUUGAAAAGCGGUUUCUCAGAUCUAUCAGAGGACGACAUCAAAGGCGCUGCAGGAGCUGUUUAUGCUGCAGGGCAGGAUACGACUUGGUCCACUCUAGUGGUGUUCGUACUCAACAUGGUUCUCCACCCUGAAAUCCAGGAGAAGGCCCAAAGAAUUGUUGACGAAGUCGUUGGAGAGGACAGACUGCCGACGUUUGAAGAUCGGCCAAAACUGCCAUAUAUCGACUACAUCGUCCAAGAGACAUUACGGUGGUGCCCUGUAUCACCAAUCGGGGUGCCGCACCGAUCGUUACAAGAUGAUGUUUACGAGGGAAUGUUCAUUCCCAAGGGAUCGCUGGUUUAUGCUAAUGCACGUGCAAUGACUCACGAUGAACACACAUACUCUGAUCCUGAAUCGUUCAAUCCUGAUCGGUAUAUCCCUGUCGAGGAGGGGGGCCUUGGUGAGCCCUUUCCUACGGGACAGUUUGGUUUCGGUCGAAGGAUAUGCGUUGGGAAGCACCUGGCGGAAGCCAGUGUGUGGAUCGUGGUUGCAUCUAUGCUGGCAACAAUGAGUAUCAAGCAAGCAACCGGUCCUGGCGGAAGAAAGAUCGUCCCUCGAGUUGAGUUAACCAAUGGGCUAACUAGCCACCCGAAACAGUUCGAGUGCCAGAUUGUCCCAAGGAAUAGAAGCAAAACAUCUUCAUAG